AUGGCGCACGGGCAGGAGUCGUCGCCGACGCAGGCAGCCGGCGCCGGGGCCGCCACGCUGUGCGCGAACGGCUGCGGGUUCUAUGGGAGCGCCGCGACCGAGAACAUGUGCUCCAAGUGCUACCGCGACCACCUCAAGGCCACCGACACGGCUGCCCCCGGCCCCGCCGUCGAGGGGGAGACGAAGAUCAAGGCCGACGACGUGGCCAACCUCGCCUUCAACCUCAAGACGUCGCUUAGCCUGCAGGAUCACUCUGCAGCUGCCGCCGCCGAGGCGCCGACCGCCGAGGCACCAGCGGCCGAGGCGCCGGCGAAGAAGCCGACCAGGUGCAUGGCGUGCAAGAAGAAGGUGGGGCUGCUGGGGUUCGUGUGCCGGUGCGGCGGCACCUUCUGCUCGCUGCACCGCUACGUGGACGGGCAUGCGUGCAACUUCGACUACAAGAAGGUCGACCGUGAGAAGAUCGCGCAGCAGAACCCUCUCGUCGUGGCACCCAAGAUCCACAACAAGAUUUGA
This is a messenger RNA of Aegilops tauschii subsp. strangulata, 513 nucleotides long. Its product is annotated as zinc finger A20 and AN1 domain-containing stress-associated protein 12-like. Lineage: Eukaryota; Viridiplantae; Streptophyta; Magnoliopsida; Poales; Poaceae. The record is from RefSeq and is a predicted model, not a curated record. Gene Ontology annotation, molecular function: DNA binding; zinc ion binding.